Messenger RNA from Nymphaea colorata (pocket water lily), 1448 nucleotides. RefSeq names its product phospholipase A1-IIdelta. Gene Ontology annotation, biological process: lipid metabolic process. NCBI's taxonomy places the organism in Eukaryota, Viridiplantae, Streptophyta, Magnoliopsida, Nymphaeales, Nymphaeaceae. Gene Ontology annotation, molecular function: glycerophospholipid phospholipase A1 activity. The transcript has a single exon. The record is from RefSeq and is a predicted model, not a curated record. Bases 118 to 1365 code for a protein of 415 amino acids.
UACUGACCAACGAUUCUCCUUUCCCAUUAAAAGGUAACUAGCCUCUGAUCCAUCAGACUCCCCUAAACCCGCCGCCCCACCUCUCUCCGUCUGUCUGGCUCUCUCUCUCACAGAGACAUGGCUGCAGUUUCAGAACCUUCAUGGCAGGAACUGCAAGGAAGCAAGAACUGGGAAGGCCUUCUUGAGCCUCUUCAUCCUCAGCUCCGGACCUUGAUCAUCAGAUGUGGUGAUUUCUGCCAGGCAACCUAUGACACAUUCAUCAACGACCAGAAUUCUAAGUACUGUGGCUGCAGCCGCUAUGGCAAGAAAUCCUUCUUUGAGAAGGUGGCCAUGUUUCCGACCGGCGUGCAGCCGGACUACGCCGUCCACAGCUUCCUCUACGCCACGGCCAAGGUCGACGUGCCGGAUUCCUUCAUCGUCAAAUCCAUGUCACGCGAGGCGUGGAGCCGGGAGUCCAAUUGGAUCGGCUACGUCGCGGUGUCGACGGACUCGGCCGCUCAAGCUCAAGGCCGGCGCGAUGUGCUCGUCGCCUGGCGAGGUACGACUAGGAACCUUGAAUGGAUAGAUGUCUUUAACCCAACUCAAGAAUCCAUUUCCGGCCUACUCCACACCCAAGAAAAACCAGGGCAUUUUUAUGAUGUUCUCUUGGGCAAGAGCUCCCCAAAGGUCAUGGAUGGGUGGGUCACAAUUUACACAAGCGACGACUCAAAAUCCCCCUUCACAAAAACAAGUGCCAGGGUGCAGCUCUUCACAUUCAUACAGGAAAUAGUAGAGAAGUACCAAGAUGAAGAAUUGAGCAUUACCCUUGUUGGGCACAGCCUAGGUGCCUCCUUAGCAAUCUUGAGUGGCUUUGAUAUUGUGGAGAAUGGGCUAACCAGGAGAGAGGGCAGAGACCCAAUUCCUGUUGCAGCGUUUGUUUUUGGAUCCCCAAUGGUUGGGAACAAAGAGUUCUGUGAAAGAUUUGAGAAACUUCCCAACCUCAAAGUGUUGCAUGUCAGGAACGAGAUUGAUUUGAUUCCCCAUUACCCUGGGAAGGCCUUGGGCUAUCAAUGGACUGGCGUGGAGCUUAUGAUUGACACAAGGAAAUCACCAUACCUGAAGGACUCCAAGAACCCCAGUGACUGGCAUAACCUGCAGACAAUGCUGCAUGUGGUAGCAGGAUGGCAGGGGAAGAAUCAGGAGUUCAAGCUGCAGCUUAAGAGGAGCAUUGCUCUGGUGAACAAAUCGUGCGAGUUCUUGAAGGACGAGUGCCUGGUUCCUGGAUCAUGGUGGGUGGAGAAGAACAAGGGGAUGGUUCAGGAUGAAAGUGGUGAGUGGGUCAUGACUCCACUGGCGGAUGACGAUGUCCCCACACCUGAAUAUUAGGUGUGGCUGUAACCGUGUCGGGUGAAGUCCUUGUUGAAAAUUUUAUUUACUUUGUUUAAAUAAAAUUUGUUUCUAUUUUGUCA